AGUUUUAGUUUUGAUUGCUGUGACAACCGAUAUCUGAGCCAAAGUGGCGAUGCUGCUUGUAGGAAAUUUCGGCACCUCAUAAGUCAGCACUUACACGAUUGCGCGCCAUGCCCUUAGUGAAGAGGAAUAUCGAGCCACGGCACCUGUGCCGGGGUGCCCUGCCCGAAGGCAUUACCAGUGAACUUGAAUGUGUGACCAACAGUACCCUCGCCGCUAUCAUACGCCAGCUGAGCAGUCUGAGCAAACAUGCCGAAGACAUAUUUGGUGAGUUGUUUAAUGAGGCUAACAACUUCUACAUCAGAGCAAAUUCUCUUCAAGACAGAAUUGAUCGCCUUGCUGUCAAAGUUACCCAGCUGGAUUCUACAGUGGAAGAGGUGUCACUGCAGGAUAUCAACAUGAAAAAAGCUUUCAAAAGUUCCACAGUCCAGGACCAGCAGGUGGUUUCAAAGAACAGCAUCCCUAACCCCGUGGCCGACAUCUACAACCAGAGUGACAAGCCACCUCCUCUGAACAUCCUCACGCCGUACAGAGAUGAUAAAAAGGACGGGCUGAAGUUCUAUACUGACCCUUCGUAUUUCUUUGACCUCUGGAAAGAAAAAAUGCUCCAGGACACAGAAGACAAGAGGAAAGAAAAAAGGCGUCAGAAGGAGCAAAAGCGCAUAGAUGGCACCACCCGAGAGGUGAAAAAGGUUAGAAAAGCCAGGAACAGGCGCCUGGAGUGGAACAUGAUGGCCUAUGACAAAGAGCUUAGACCCGACAACAGGUUGUCCCAGAGUGUGUACCACGGAGCGUCUUCCGAGGGAUCACUGUCCCCGGACACUAGGUCUCACGCCUCGGAUGUCACCGACUACUCGUACCCGGCCACGCCCAACCACUCUCUGCACCCGCAGCCCGUCACCCCAUCGUACGCAGGGGGCGAGGCACAGCCCCACGGGCCGGCGACCCAGGCCUCCGAGCACGAGUGCCGGCCGAUGCUCCCAGCCCAGAUCAUGGAGUAUUACAGCCCCUCAGGACCUCCCCCUCCCCCGCCACCUCCCGUGAUCCCCUCAGCACAAACCGCUUUCCUCUCAUCCUCCCCCAUGCACGGCCCCCCGGUAGCCGAGGCGAAGCGACAAGAGACAGCACAGCCCCCCAUAAGCGAUGCUCGAAGCGAUCUUCUUGCUGCCAUUCGAAUGGGGAUCCAGCUGAAGAAGGUGCAGGAGCAGCGGGAGCAGGCGGCGAAGCACGAGCCGGCGGGGGACGACGUGGCCACCAUCCUGUCGCGGCGCAUCGCCGUGGAGUACAGCGACUCCGACGACGACUCGGAGCUCGAGGACAACGACUGGUCCGACUGAGGCGGCGGAGGGCGCGGCCGGGCAACGCUCCGUGGUCUCGACGCCCGGCUCGUGGUACCCUAAUCCCGUAGCUUAGCAACUUUUAUACUAAUGAUGUGUUCUUGCUUUUGCACAUCCAAAAAUCCUGGGUUUUUUCAGUAUUUACUGUGUAAUACUUAAGUGCCACUACCCGUAGCUGCCCACGGGCAAACACGCCCAGCGACCCGCAGCUCGUCCUGUCCCCGCGGGCCGUGAGCGUGGUCAGUGCGGUUUGCGUUCGCUGCUCGUCCUUCUGCAGGCUUGCUGCGUGCUCGUGAAGCUGCUCGGUGUUGGGCCUCUGCCAGACUGACAGUGACCGUCAGAGUGAUGUCUUCCAGUCAGUGAGGGACACUGUUUCACCUUGCUGUGUGUGUGCGUGUGUGUGUGUGUGUGUGUGUGUGUAUUUCAGAAGAAGGUGGUUCUAGAAAGAUGUAACACGGAAGGAGAGUCGAGUGCUUCCGCUUCCCUUUUCCUGCCGUGGCGGCCUCUGAGUCAAAUGUGCUGUUGAGUCAUUUGCACACUGUAAACCGUGAACUUGGCCGGGCCCCUUUGCAGGCAGCGUUCCCCGGGGCCGUUCGCUCGGUCAGCGCCCCGCUGGUGACUUUUGUAAGAGGUAUAAGCGGCUCAGGUGGAAUGAAAAUGAAGAACAGGGUCCUUUUCCUUCCGAGGCCGGUGGGGAUGGCACGCGGCAGCCCGUGGGCUCGGGCACCAGCGGGCGGAGCGGGCGCGGGAGGUCCAGGAGCCGCAGAGCCGCGCUCGGCCGGGAUGCGGAGGGGACCUGCGCGGGCCACGUCCCAGAGCCGCAUCCUAAGCCAGGCCAGGCCAGUGGGAGUUCCUGGCUCCCCAGCGUCCUGCCGAGCAUGCUCAGGGGCCACCUCGCGGCACUCGGCCUGACCGCCGAGAGCCCAGGCGUAGGCGGGUGUAGACGCGCACAGCUGUUCACUUUUCCUGGUGCUGUGGCCACAUUAGGGACCCAUCACAGGUGGGGCCCCCGCCUGCCCUAGAAGCACACGGCUCUCUCUCCUCACGCCGCCGUCGGCACAGUGAAUUUUAAGCGCACCUCAGAUCAGAUCGGCCCGGUCCUUCCGCCUCUGCCCUUCCCGCUGCUCUUCCCACGUGGUGAUGAGUGUCGCGUGGGGCCACGUCCCCCGCGCAGGCAAACCCUGGGGCGACACGGGGAUGAAAGCUUCCGCUUGGUAACUCUGGCUGAGGGAUAACUGCCAGGGUGUAGACGCGCACAGCUGUGUAGACGCGCACAGCCCAGAAUAAGCAGACACCCCAGGCUUCGAUGCUAGCCCGGACUUCUCAGACACACUAAGACACUUUACCUCCUGAGGACGCCCAGGCCCGGCCUUGCACACGGUGGGUCCUAGCGACACCCGGUCAUAGUGAGCGAGCCUUUGGCUAAAGACAGAGUUGUUUGUUUUGUAAGCAGGACCUGAACUAGUGGGGUUUUGUUAGCGAGUUCACCCGAGGAAAUCAGCCAGCGCCCGCCCCCCUGCCCAGUCACGUCGGUGUCCCUGAGUGGACACUGUUCGCUUGUAGGUGGACGUCAUUUAAAGCCUGCGCGUUAGGUUUCAGUAACAUAGAUUUCGAAACUCCGAAAAGUCUGCAUCCCCUUCCAACACCCUGCUGCCCCCUCCUUCCCCGGGGCAGGCGGGUCCCAGCUGUUCGGGCAUAUGCUGCUCGAGGAUGUUUCUCGGGGCCAGUCACCAUGAUUUUAUCCAACGUCGGUAAUAGUUAUUAAUGAACUUUAAAAUUUUUCUCUUUAAUUUCUCUUUUCUUUUUUUUCAACAUAGAAAUCUCUUUUGUUGGCGUUAUUCCUGAGACUUUUGCAUUUUCGGUCUUAUUUUGUUUUGAUAACAGUAUUUUUGUUUUGUUGUUGUUGUUGUUUUAUAAUAUUUUGUCUUUAUUGUUACGUUCGGAUUAGGAGUUACCUGUAUAAUUCUGGAAUGUACUUGGAGAUACUUCUUUGUUUAUGUUCCCUCUGUUCUCAGGAGAGAGAGAGCACGUGAAGCUACUAUCGCGUCAGGAUUUCUUCUAUUUAUAUCUUAUUACCAUAAAACCAGUGGCACUUUAUUCAUAAAUAUUCAUAAGCCUAUUAGUUGUCUUUCUAUAGUUUAAUCAACGUUAUUUUCAACUCGAUUUUCUGACUAGCGAAAAAGCUUUUACCCCGAGGUGUCAUGUAGCCUUUAAAAGAAUAGAAAAAGCACUAAAAUCCAAUUCAGAUUAUUUUUGCAGUAUUUUUCUCAGCAGGUUUGACUUGUUCUAAAAUUUAAAUGCAGACUUUUUCUAAUAUGGUAUUACAUGGAAAGGAAAAAGUGACUAUUUUGAAUUUUCGGUUUUCACUUUCAAAAAGUAUUUACCAAUGGAGAAAAGCAUUUAAAAGCAUAUUUCAUAUCUAUGAAUUUUACAUUUUAAAGUACUUACGUAUUAUAAAGUUAUUUUAAAUUGUCCCCAGUCUUUCCCCUCCCCCCGUGUGUAUUUUAGGUUUAACUUCUUGGAAGCUUUUUCCUCGUAUCACAGAUGAGGUAGAGGGGACAGGAAGGCCACACUCAUCACCGCCCGUCACCAAACACAGACAUGACGUGGGUGACUUUCUGUCGUUAGCCCCAGACCCAGCCAUGAGAUUUGGUGCACUUAACGCUUUUCUUUAGUACAGUUAGAGAAUUAACACUUUCGUUUCAGUACAUUUUUAGACUAUCAGUCAAAACCCUCUCUGAGCACCAAGUGGCUAGAUUGUGAAAGUUUUGUAAUAAUUUGCAACUGGAACACACGGCACACUUUAAUCCAUUAAAGACUAGUGGGAAUGUACCAGCCAGAGUAGCAAGUACUUUUUGUUUUUUAAGUCGGAGUAUCUGUCAUCUUGCAGUAUUACAUGCUGUUGUAAAUUGAAUUUAAAGUGGUAUUAAAAAAAAAAAAGAUCUGUUAAACAAUUUUUAUCUGUUUGUAUAUCUUAUUAUAGAUUAUGUACAAGUAACAUCUAAAUAAAAUUACACUUUUAACCCUAAAA
This is a messenger RNA of Pteropus alecto (black flying fox), 4365 nucleotides long. It is a transcript of the gene WASF3, whose product is annotated as WAS protein family member 3. Bases 108 to 1334 code for a protein of 408 amino acids. Gene Ontology annotation, biological process: positive regulation of Arp2/3 complex-mediated actin nucleation; actin cytoskeleton organization. NCBI's taxonomy places the organism in Eukaryota, Metazoa, Chordata, Mammalia, Chiroptera, Pteropodidae. The record is from RefSeq and is a predicted model, not a curated record. Gene Ontology annotation, molecular function: actin binding; Arp2/3 complex binding; protein kinase A regulatory subunit binding. The transcript is spliced from 10 exons. Gene Ontology annotation, cellular component: cytoskeleton.